Molecule: messenger RNA, 958 nt
Organism: Pollicipes pollicipes
Lineage: Eukaryota; Metazoa; Arthropoda; Thecostraca; Pollicipedomorpha; Pollicipedidae
Product: proteasome subunit alpha type-5
Exons: 6
Coding region: 128-850 (240 amino acids)
Biological process (GO): proteasome-mediated ubiquitin-dependent protein catabolic process
Cellular component (GO): proteasome core complex, alpha-subunit complex; proteasome core complex
Source: RefSeq, a predicted model, not a curated record
GCUUUAUUUUGCAAGCAAUUUUGCCGGGUGGCCUUUUGGAGUCUGUCAUCGGGCCAUCGCAUAUCAGCCAUAGUUUACAACCGGCAAAGGCAUUUAAGAACAAAGCUUCGGGUACCAGCAACUCAUCAUGUUCCUGACGCGCUCCGAGUAUGACCGGGGCGUGAACACCUUUUCGCCAGAAGGCCGGCUUUUCCAGGUGGAGUACGCCAUCGAGGCCAUCAAGCUGGGCUCGACGGCCAUCGGCAUCCAGACGUCCGAGGGCGUGGUGCUGGCCGUCGAGAAGCGCGUCACCUCGCCGCUCAUGGAGCCCACCACCCUCGAGAAGAUCGUCGAGAUCGACAAGCACAUAGGCUGCGCCGUGUCUGGCCUGAUCGCCGACUCACGCACAAUGAUCGACCGGGCGCGCGUGGAGGCGCAGAACCACUGGUUCAUGUACAACGAGCGCAUGAAGGUGGAGUCGGUGGCACUGGCCGUCUCCAACCUGGCCAUCCAGUUCGGCGACGCUGAUGCAGAGACGGCCAUGUCGCGUCCAUUCGGCGUGGCGAUGCUGUUCGGCGGCAUCGACGAGAACGGCGCCCAGCUGUACCACAUGGACCCGUCCGGCACGUUCGUGCGCUACAGCGCCAAGGCCAUCGGCUCCGGCAGCGAGGGAGCGCAGCAGAGUCUCGAGGAGACCUACCACAAGUCAAUCACGCUAAAGGAGGCGCUCAAGUCUGCACUCACCAUUCUCAAACAGGUGAUGGAAGAGAAGCUGAACGCCUCCAACGUGGAGCUGGCCACCGUGACGCCCGAAGGCAACUUCCAAAUGUACUCCAAAGAGGAGCUGGAGGCGCUCAUCGCCAACAUCUGAUCCGGCCCGCCUCCCCGUCCGUGCGCCGCGUGGGCGGCCGCUGCACCCGGACACGUCCUGUUCCCAGGCCGCUGCUCUUGUCACUGAAUACAACGCGACGUCAUCAGA